Messenger RNA from Musa acuminata AAA Group (dessert banana), 3574 nucleotides. RefSeq lists its product as uncharacterized. Gene Ontology annotation, molecular function: serine-type peptidase activity; dipeptidyl-peptidase activity. The coding region runs from base 175 to 2529 and encodes 784 amino acids. Lineage: Eukaryota; Viridiplantae; Streptophyta; Magnoliopsida; Zingiberales; Musaceae. The record is from RefSeq and is a predicted model, not a curated record. Gene Ontology annotation, biological process: proteolysis. The transcript is spliced from 5 exons.
AGAGAGGUGGUGGUGGAAAGCGCCGGAGUGGGGAGCCGCUAGAUUUCCUCCGCCCGCCGAUCCGAUCGCCCCACUACGUCCAGUCCGAUCCCCAAGGGUUCGGGCUCGGCCACCGCUCCUAGGGUUUCGGUGGUCCUCCGACCCCUCCCCCACCGGCGCCACUAUCCCUCUCUGAUGCAAGCGCGCGCGGCCGCGGAGGACAGCGACAAGGAGGCCUUCGCGAAGAAGCCGCGCCACUGCAACGCCGAGAUGCCACUCGCUGACGCGAACGACGACUCCUUUCUCUUUCCGGUGGAGGAGAUCGUCCAGUUCCCGCUGCCGGGCUACGUCGCCCCCACUUCCAUCAGCUUCAGCCCCGAUGGGCGCCUGAUCUCGUACCUCUUCAGCCCCGAUGGCACCCUCCACCGCAAACUCUUCGCCUUUGACGUUGUCUCGGGGCGGCAAGAGCUGGCCUUUAGCCCGCCCGAAGGAGGGGGGCUCGACGAGACCAAUCUCUCGGUGGAGGAGAAGCUGAGGAGGGAGAGGUCGAGGGAGAGGGGAUUGGGAGUCACGCGGUACCAAUGGAAAGCGAGGUCUCCAUCAUCUUCUUGCUUUUCUCCGGAAAAGCCCACCAUCAUGGUGCCAUUGCCCAAUGGGGUCUAUUUCCAGGAAUUAUGUGGCUCAGAACCAGAGCUCAAGCUGCCAUGUUCUGGUUCGCCAAUUAUUGACCCACAUCUUUCGCCAGAUGGAAGCAUGCUUGCGUAUGUUGGAGAUGAUGAGCUUCAUGUUUUAAGUUUGUCACCUGGGGAGCCUAAGCUGCCUAACCAAUUAACUUUCGGUGCAAGAGCAAAUGGAAAGACUCAUGGUCUCGCUGAAUACAUCGCACAGGAAGAGAUGGAUCGGAAGACUGGAUUCUGGUGGUCUCCUGAUAGCAAAUAUAUUGCAUUCGCUGAAGUUGAUUCAGCUGAGAUACCUCUUUUCAGAAUUAUGCAUCAGGGAAAAAAUUCGGUUGGCUCAGAUGCACAAGAAGACCAUGCCUACCCUUUUGCUGGAGCAGCUAAUGUGAAAGUUCGACUUGGAGUUGUUCCUGCUUCUGGAGGAGAAGUUACUUGGAUGGACCUUAUUUGCGGGUUACAAGAUGAUGCUGGUGGUGAUGAAGAGUAUCUAGCUAGAGUCAAUUGGAUGCCUGAUAAUUCUCUUACAGCUCAAGUCCUCAGCAGGUCCCAUUCCAAAUUGAAGAUUUUUAAGUUUGAUAUUCAGACCAGAAAGAAAAAGGUCUUAUUUGUAGAAGAGCAUGAGACAUGGAUAAACUUGCAUGACUGCUUCACACCUCUAGACAAAGGAGUGAAUUGUUCGUCUGGUGGUUUCAUUUGGGCUAGUGAAAAGACUGGUUUUAGACAUCUCUACCAUCAUGACAAUAAUGGAGUUUGCUUGGGGCCUCUUACCCAGGGUAAUUGGAUGGUUGAGCAAAUUGCUGGCAUAAAUGAAAAUGCCGGUCUUCUCUACUUCACUGGCACGGUGGAUGGACCAUUAGAAUCUAACUUAUACUGUACAAAGCUUUUUCCAGAUUGGAACCUUCCCUUACAACAACCAGUGAGGUUGACUCAGGGUAGGGGAAGACAUGCAGUGGUUCUUGAUCAUCAGAUGCAGAGAUUUGUUGAUGUCCACGAUUCUUUGAACUCUCCACCUAGAGUAAUACUUUGUUCUUUACACGAUAGAAGUGUAAUAACUCCUUUAUUUGAGCAGCCUCUUAGCAUUCCUUGUUGUAGGAAGCUACAACUUCUAUCACCAGAGAUUGUGCAAAUAUCUGCAAAAGAUGGCACAGUUUUAUAUGGGGCUUUAUACAAACCUGAUGCAAGGAAAUUUGGGCCACCUCCAUAUAAAACAUUAAUCAAUAUUUAUGGUGGUCCAAGUGUUCAACUUGUAGUUGAUUCAUGGAUAAAUACAGUUGACAUGAGAGCUCAAUACCUAAGGAAUAAGGGAAUCUUAGUAUGGAAGCUAGAUAACAGAGGGACUGCAAGGCGAGGAUUGGAGUUUGAGGGCCAUAUAAAGCACAGCUUCGGUCGUAUAGAUGCAGAAGAUCAACUCACUGGUGCGGAGUGGCUUGUAAGGCAAGGGCUUGCCAAAGUGGAUCACAUUGGCUUAUAUGGUUGGAGCUAUGGCGGUUUUCUGUCAGCAAUGAGCCUGGCAAGGUUUCCUGACACUUUCCGGUGUGCAGUAUCAGGUGCCCCGGUAACUUCAUGGGAUGGAUAUGACACAUUCUACACUGAAAAAUACAUGGGCUUGCCCAAGGAAAAUCCUGAUGCCUAUGAGUUUGGGUCGAUCAUGCACCAUGUGCACAAGAUCAAAGGGAAGUUGAUGCUUGUUCAUGGAAUGAUCGAUGAGAACGUUCACUUCAGGCACACAGCAAGACUUAUCAACUCACUAAUUGCAGCUGGUAAGCCAUAUGAACUUCUGCUGUUUCCAGAUGAACGGCACAUGCCUCGUCGGCUUAGAGAUCGUGUUCAUAUGGAAGAGAGAAUUUGGGAAUUUAUCGAGAGAAAUCUAUGAAUGGAUCCAUGUUUUUCCCUCAUCGUCUGGUCGCAGUAGUCAGGUAGUAUGUUGUAUCAUCAUGGAGGCCCAAACUGUUUCACUUCUUCUCUAAUAAAAGAGAAUGAGGAUCAUUUUACUUAUAGCGUUUCUUGAAAAUAAGUCAUUUGGGGUUUGGUUAAUAUAUAGUUUGACAUUUCUUUCAGGAUUGAGGUCGUUUAUAUAGUUCCUGCUCAAAAUAUUACUGGUUGAAGUUUGAUUUCCAGGAGAAAUAUGUGACAGCCAGAAUUCAUUUCUUGUUUGUGAUUUGUUUUGAGAUUGCACUCUCGGAAGACUAAUUCAUUUCCAGUGUAUGUAUGUGUUGUGUUCAACUAUUGAAUCUAAAUCCCGGAUUCUGAGGCCCAAGCUUCGGUCGAGUGGCCGAGACUUGGUCUUCCUAUUAUUGAGCCGAGGAAUAGCUCAAGAGCACUUCCCCAUCAAUGCAUAUGGUACGUGCGACGUCUCAUCAUUGGUACUCUGCCCACGGUAUAUAAAGUCUCCGCCAGGUUAUCAUAUCCAUAUCAUUCCUUUUCCGAAGCUGCGACAUCGAAGAAGGAAAGAGAGAGAAGAGAUGGCAGAUCAAUCUGAAGGUUAAGAAGGACGAGCUGGUCAGGCUGUGGGACAGGCUCAGAUAAGUUCUAUGCGCGCCUAGCGUUUGUGUUUAUUCCCCAAUAAUUUGGUUGCAAUGUGAAGGUUAAGAAGGACGAGCUGGUGAGCAGCGCACGAGACGCGGCCGAAUCGUGCAAGCAGUCGUGCCAGGAGAGCAAGGAGCAGGCCGGCGGGGUGAUGCACCAGACCGGGGAGAAGAUGAUGAACAUGGCUCGGGGGGCAACUGAUGCCAUCAAGAAUGCUGUGGGCAUGGGAAGCAACACCGGCACCACCAAGCAGUAAGCAGUUGCUCUCUAUUUCACGGACUCAAUAUGUCCGCUAAUUAGUACCUCACCACAUCAUUUUCCACUCUGUUCCAAUUUUUUGUUCUCCUUUUAGAUGCUAAAUAAGAGAGCUCGGCCGUCAUCUUUUGAGUUUA